Messenger RNA from Aureobasidium uvarum, 1464 nucleotides. The record is from the annotation of a GenBank genome assembly. Lineage: Eukaryota; Fungi; Ascomycota; Dothideomycetes; Dothideales; Saccotheciaceae.
AUGUGCGCCCUCUAUCGCAAUCGCUCGCUGGCCGAUCUCCAUCUGAACCGCUAUGAUGCCACGGUUCUGGAUGCUUUCAUGUCGACGACAAACGGCAGGGAUGACACAUCUAAAGUCAAAGACGCAGAAGCCUGGUUCCAUCGCGGUCGUGCUAACUAUCAGCUUGGCCACUACGCUGACGCUCUCAAGGCUUUUGAGCGUGUGAUCAUCCUUGCUCCACUAGACCUGGAAGGCUACAAAGAGCUCAAAAAGACAAAAGUGCGUCUCUUGGAGCAGCAGGAAGGAGCAUUCGACUUUGCAGAGAUGAUCGGCGAAGUCUCAAAUAACGGCUGCUAUGCCGACCGCGCCGGCUUCACUUCAAGAACAGAAGUGCGCCAGACGCAAGACCGUGGCCGUGGACUAUUCGCUGCCAAGGACAUCCGCAUGGGCGACUUGAUUCUGUGCGAAAAGGCUUUCUCGGCCGCACAUCCAGAUGAACACACACCAAAGUCGACUUUGCCAGUGUGGCUUGACAGCGUUCAAAAGGCAAUCGACAACCCGUCGCAGAGCAAACACCUUCUUGGUCUAUACGCAGGACAACCCAGUACCUCGCUGAUCUCUGCUCCAGUCAUCGAUGGCAAUCCUGUGGUCGACACUUUCAAGGUCUCCAAGAUUCUCGACCUGAACGGCUUCAGCUAUACUGUGGGUCGCGAAUCGCAGGCGUACGGCACCUCGGCAACGAUGACCAAAACAAGUCCCAAAUCGACUGGCUUGUGGAUACACAUCGCCAACGCCAAUCAUGCUUGCUUGGCGAAUGCUGUGAGAAGUUUCGUUGGUGAUAUGAUCAUUCUCAGAGCCGCCGAAGACAUCAACAAAGGCGAAGAGAUCACCAUCUCCUAUCAAAUACCAGCACCACUUCUAGGAGAACGUCAAAAGGUUCUUUUCGGCUCCUGGGGCUUCCAUUGCAAUUGUCUUCUCUGUACAUCGGAGGCGAGAUUUGCGGUCGAAAUGCAGACUCUCGCUGAGCAUAUCGAGACUUGUAUGGCAUUCAUGGGAGACAGAACCUUGACCGAUAUUCUUGCUGUCGAUGUAGAACUGAUUGCAAUGGCUGAGAUUGUGGCGGAGGACCUCGAAGACGUCUAUGCUGAAAACUUGGCGCGUCGGCUGCCGUGCUUGGGAAUGGUUGACGUCUGGCAGUGGCUUUCUCAGACAUACUGCCAGAAACGCAACAGAAGCCAGCUCAAGCGCAGUGCCACCAAAAUCCUUGAGAGCUACGGCUAUUGGACCACCGUGCAAGGCUCUCACGUGAGCAUGGACGCUACGCAUGGUAUCCCCAUGGUUGGAGUUGUGGACGGCUUGAUAUAUCUGUCUAUUGUGGCCGAAGGAGAGCAGAAGAUUGAACUCAGCCAAGAGUUCAAGGCCUGGGCCAGGAAGAUCUACGAGAUCGUUAACGGAAACAUGAUGGGCUUCGAAUUGAAGUACUGA